UUUCUGUUGUUUUUCUUUCUCAGAAUCAUCAUUUAAAAUGGGUGCAUAUGCAAGAGAGCCCGAGGUUAUUUCCAAGUCGUGUAAGUCUCGUGGAGACAAUUUACGUGUUCACUUCAAGAACACACGUGAAACGGCGCUGGCUAUUAAACGUAUGACUCUUCGUCGUGCUCAACGAUUCUUGAAGAACGUUACCGAGAAAAAAGAAUGCGUUCCAUUCCGUCGGUAUAAUGGUGGUGUUGGCCGAUGUGCUCAAGCUAAACAGUGGGGAACAUCAAUUGGUCGUUGGCCAAAGAAAUCAGCUGAUUUCCUUCUUCAGUUGUUGAAAAACGCUGAAGCUAAUGCCGAUUACAAAGGAUUGGAUAUUGACAGAUUGGUCAUUGACCACAUUCAAGUCAAUCGUGCUCCAUGUUUACGUCGUCGCACAUAUCGUGCUCACGGUCGUAUUAAUCCUUACAUGUCUUCACCUUGUCACGUAGAACUGACACUUACAGAAAAGGAAGAGAUUGCACCUACGAAACCAGCCGAAGACGAGCCAGCCAAGAAGAAGCAAUCGAAAAAGAAGCUUCAAAAGCAAAAGGAGAAAAUGAUGCGUAAUGAAUAAGCUUAGCGUCAUUGGAAUAAUUUUCUUGUGUUUUCUAAUUGAGAUCAUUCAACAUCAAUAAAAAGGUCCUUGAUACAAACAAAAAUAAAUAAAAAUUUGGCUUUUAGAAAAAUU
Messenger RNA from Clunio marinus, 715 nucleotides. NCBI's taxonomy places the organism in Eukaryota, Metazoa, Arthropoda, Insecta, Diptera, Chironomidae. The record is from the annotation of a GenBank genome assembly.